AUGACGUUCUACAAGAGUUCCCGCUCAGUACGCUACCAUCCAUAUAACAUGCCGACCAGCCGCUCGGUUGACAAGGCUGUCUCGAAAAUAAAUUUUCUAAAUGACGACAAUAAACGCCAAGAUUCUUCAGUUAUCUCCGUAUUCCAGGUGUCAUCGUCUGAGUUGCCGAUAGAUUCCGGAAAUGGUUCAUUAACAACAACCGUUUCAGAGCGUCAGAGUACACCAAGCGCGACAAACUGCUCGAUGACGUCACUAAAUUCCUUUUCACCAUCGUCAGUGAAUGCUGAAAGUGUAACACGUACCCCAACCAGUACAGCGCGUUCGUCUGGUUCCGUCAGCAGCUCGCCACAAACAUACACCGAGUCAGAAAGCAGUGGCGAUAAGGAAUCGGACAAGAAGUCUAACAAAUCUGCGAGAACCAAUUACACUAAAGAGCAGCUGAAGUCACUGAUGAAAAUCUUCCACGAUAAUCCGUACCCUGACUCGGAGAUGAUGGAGAACAUUGCCAAAGACUUUGGCGUCAAGGAUACCAACAUCAAGAUCUGGUUCCAGAACAAGCGCGCCAGGUGGCGCAGGCGAGUGGAGAACAUGAACAACUCGACUCAGUCAAACAUGAUGCACGUGACGCCGGUACCAUCACCAAUACAACCACAGUUGACUUCAACAGCGUCUCUGACACCAUACGCUCCGUAUUACCACACCCCGUCUUCCAUGACAACUAGUUGGUGUCCCACCCCAGCUGCAACGCAUCAAAUGAUGACGUCAACUCACGGCUUAAUGGCGUCCAAUACGUACAAACAGUUACCACAGAUGGUUACAACAGACGAUGUAAACACUGCUGUGCCUCUGCAACUUAACACAAACGAUGUAAACAGUGCUGUGCCUCUGCAACUUAUCACAUACGAUGUAAACACUGCUGUGCCUCUGCAAGUUUACCCCGACGAUGUAAACACUGCUGUGCCUCUGCAAAAUAACCCCGACGAUGCAAACACUGCCGUGCCUCUGCAAGUUAACACCAACUAUUUACACACUGCUGUACCUCUGCAAGUUAACCCAGACGAUGUAAACACGGCUAUGCCUCUGCAAGUUAAACCUUGCCUCUGCAAGUUAAACCAGACGAUGUAA
Molecule: messenger RNA, 1125 nt
Organism: Dreissena polymorpha
Lineage: Eukaryota; Metazoa; Mollusca; Bivalvia; Myida; Dreissenidae
Product: pituitary homeobox 2-like
Exons: 3
Coding region: 1-1125 (374 amino acids)
Biological process (GO): regulation of transcription by RNA polymerase II
Molecular function (GO): RNA polymerase II cis-regulatory region sequence-specific DNA binding; DNA-binding transcription factor activity, RNA polymerase II-specific
Source: RefSeq, a predicted model, not a curated record